AUGCCAAUCGUAUCUAUACCUGAGAAGGUUUUAUUUCAAAGACUCGUUGAGAGCGGGUUCGAGGAUCUCUGCUUUGCCUAUGGUUUGGAACUUGAUGAAAUCACCUCAGAACAAGAAUUGGCUGCUCGUGAACAUGGCACAACAAUUGUUCCGAAUGAAAUCUCUGAGAAAAUUUACAAAGUUGAAGUGCCAGCUAAUCGAUAUGAUCUACUUUGUGCUGAAGGACUUACGCGAGCUCUGCUCAUCUUUCAAAACAUGUUCAAAUCUCCCAUUUAUAAAGCAAUUAAACCAAGCCAAAUCAUUCAAAUGACUACAAAAUUGGUGCGUCCAUUCGUAGUUGCUGCCAUUCUGAGGGACAUAACCUUCAGUGAAAAGAGUUUUGCGAGUUUUAUUGAUCUACAAGACAAAUUGCACCAAAACAUUGGCAGAAAGCGCAGUUUGGUCGCUAUUGGAACCCACGACUUGGACACGCUGAAGCCCCCAUUCGUGUACACUGCUUUGCCACCGAAGGAUAUUCGUUUCAAGCCACUGAAUCAGACCCAGGAAUUUACAGCUGAAGAACUGAUGGAGCUCUACUCCAAAGAGUCGCAUUUGAAGCCCUACUUGGAGAUAAUUCGUGGCAAACCUGUUUUCCCAGUGAUUACAGAUGCCAACGGAGUUGUCUUGUCUAUGCCUCCCAUCAUUAAUGGUGAACAUUCUAAGAUUUCCGUGUCAACUAAGAACGUGUUCAUUGAAUGUACAGCGACGGACCUAAACAAGGCCAGUAUUGUGUUAGACACAAUUGUCUCCAUGUUCUCUGAGUACUGCUCUGAGCCUUUCACGUGA
This is a messenger RNA of Rodentolepis nana, 825 nucleotides long. The record is from the annotation of a GenBank genome assembly. NCBI's taxonomy places the organism in Eukaryota, Metazoa, Platyhelminthes, Cestoda, Cyclophyllidea, Hymenolepididae.